Molecule: messenger RNA, 4946 nt
Organism: Cylicocyclus nassatus
Lineage: Eukaryota; Metazoa; Nematoda; Chromadorea; Rhabditida; Strongylidae
Source: the annotation of a GenBank genome assembly
UUCAGAAAGACGUUAGGAACUAGAUUGUCGAAUUGGAGGAAUAGGAUUUGAUGCAUUAUGGAAGAGAGUUUUCGCCAAAUUCAGCUUGAUGAGAAAAUCGCCAUUGAAUCUAUCUACGGCGAAGACGCUGCAUUUGUGAAGAGCGCUUGGGAGGUGUGGCAGCCCCUUGAUGUUACUGUUCAUUUGGAGCCACAUCAUACUGGAAAAGAAGAAAGCGAUGUUUUUGUUACUGCAGAUCUGCACAUAAAGUGCUCCAAGGCUUAUCCACAGAGGCCACCAACGCUCGAUAUACCGAACUCAAAGGGUCUCAGUAACGUGCAGGUCUCCGAUCUCUGCCACUGCCUCGAGGCCAAAUGUAGGGAGCUUAUAGGAAAUCCUAUGGUCAUGGAACUCUGCGACAUAGUGAGAACUUUUCUGUCUGAAAACAAUAAGCCCCCACAAGGUUCUUUUCAUGACGUUAUGCUGAGAUUGAAGGAGACGCAAGAUUUUUUGUAUGAGAUUGAGAAAGAAAGGAAAGAGGCACGCGCGAAAGAGGCCAUUGUGGAAGAGCGUGAAAGGCAAAAGUUAGAGGCUGAGCUCAGGAACGAACAGGCUGGAUAUAAGGGUGAUGUGAACGUGGAGAAGAGGGAUGAGUCGGGCGCUACCCUCAGAGUCCUUGGUGAUAGAAAAGUCAUAGUGAGGAAGGAGAUUUUGACUAGACCGCGUCAUCCAUAUUGCUCCGAAUACUACGCAACUGAACAGGGUUUUUCGCAGCAGUCUCUUCUCAUCUCAGAAUUCACUAUUCAGUGUUCUGCGCGUAAUAACAGUAAAGCUCCACGAAGUACCAAGGAUAAAAAGUACUGUGUUUUGCUAGAAAAACUUGACGAGAUCGAGAUGCUUGGCCGGACGCUUUCCAUGUCUUCGUUCGAUGAAACACUUGUACCAUAUCAUUUCGUUUAUAUUGAAAAAAUUUCACUUUCGCCGAUAAAUUUUCAUAUCAAAAUUCAUGUCGCUCAGCAAGUGGAAGAGGAAGAAGUAUGCUUCUCGGAAUGCUAUAAAACUGUUCGAAAGAAAGACUUUAUGAGAAAGUUGGCCACUUCGGCGAUAUGCGCGUUGAAAUACUUGCACGACCAAAAGCUUUCUCAUGGAUAUAUCGUACCUCAUUCAGUCUGGUGCUCAAAAUCCACAAUACGUUUUUCUGACGCUUGUUUGAAGAGACCUAUUCUUAAUCUUUGCGAAUAUUUCAAUUACUACAUAGGCGACGAGCCUUAUUAUAAUUAUGACGAUGACAAAGUCAAAAGAAAUCGUGAUUUAAGAGAUCUGGCAUUGUUAUUGGAAGAAGUUAUGGGAAGCAUGAACUUUCUUGAAGUGGAAGACUCUCCUGACCUACUAAGAGAGUUCGCAAAUGCGUGCGCGGGCGCAAAGAACGUCGAAGACUUGAUACAUCACCAAUACUUCAACAACAUUGACGUUGUGCCUGAUCUGUCCGUUGAUUCUCCUCGUGCAGCAGUUCAGCAAAGUGAUACGAGGCUUUCAAAGGAAUUUAUAAUUCAAAGAUGUAUCGGGGCGGGAGCAUUUGGUGAAGUGUACCAAGCAAGAAAUAAACUGGACUGGAGCAAUUAUGCAGUCAAAUGCAUAACAUUGCCUAAUGACCAGUUCUCAAGAACGAUCACUCGAGAGGCGAAAUUUUUCUCAAAAUUGAAUCAUCCGAACAUUGUGCGCUAUUUCAACGCCUGGAUUGAAUCCGUGACAGUAUUGCCCAAGCGAAGCGUCAGUCCUCAGUCACCAGAGAGGGAAGAAUCACCGCCACAUCAGAGGUUUGACAAAGAUGAUUCGAUGCUACCAUCGCGACUACGAAACAUAGAACGUGCGGCUGAAGGACUAGAAAUCGAGGCUAGAGAAUGGACGGCUAGUUGCAAAGGCGAAAUGUUCUCAUCGUCGGAGGAUGAAAGCGAAGAAGACGAAGAAAGUGAGGAAGAUUCACCUCAUUACGGAAACACGGAUGAACAAAAAGAACAAUCGAGCAUUGACGUUUUGUUCGAGAACGAAUUGAACUCUUCUGCCACCACAUCUUCGCUGAACGAAAGUGCCGAUGCAAGCUUUCUCAGCAGUAGUAGUGAUCCAAAAACUCCCACGAAAAUGGCUCCCAGCAACAGAUUCAAGAGUACAGCUUCUGUGCGAGUAUUGUAUAUACAGAUGGAAUAUUGUGGAGGAGGAACGCUGAGGAAGUACAUAGAUAACUCGUGUUUGUUCGGCAAACCAAAUGUGAUCUGGAAACUUUUUGCUGAAAUCCUCUGCGGGUUAGGCUACAUACAUCGCCAGGGCAUGAUCCAUCGAGAUAUUAAGCCUACUAACAUCAUGCUUGAUGAUGAAGGGCAUAUUAAAAUUGGAGAUUUUGGCCUUGCAACCAAAGGGUUGCUAUCAUUGACAUCGGAAACCUCAGCGGGAGCAUUUGCCUCCGGAAGCACCGAUCAAGCGCUUACGAAGGACAUUGGAACUGAAUUGUAUAUGGCACCGGAAUUGAAUAAUCUGGAAGAUCCAGAACCAUAUACCUCGAAAAUAGACGUGUUCAGCACUGGUAUUGUAUUUUUUGAAAUGUGCCACCGCCCGAUGCGGACGAUUAUGGAGAGACAUUCUAUAAUUAACGAACUGAAAAAGCUGCUACUCUUUCCGGAUGAUUUUGGCAAUGGAUUCAGCACGUCACAGGCAAAGCAUGUGCGUGAGCUUAUCCGAAAAAUGCUGAACCCUGAAGCAUCACGGCGACCUACCGUUGAAGAAAUCCUGCGUGACAGUCUUGUGCCUCCAGUUGACUAUGAAGAUAAGCAGUUUAAGGGCGUUUUCAACCAGUCCGUGAAAAGUCGAAACAGGACCUACUAUUGGAUGCUGGAUACACUCACAAAAGAGGAGCAGCCUCCAGCGAGAGCAUUUUGUUUUGACCAAGACAUUUGUACGGAGAAAUUUCUGGGAGCCAAAGACGGUUACAUCGAACGUCUUCGAGAUGAAUUGUCAUCAAUACUAAGAAAGCACGCGUUUGUGCCGUUUUAUACACAUCUCCUUGUGCCAAGGACAUACAACACCGUACAAUCCUGGGAAGCAAUGUAUACCGUACCAGUUGUGAUGCUCGACUCAUUUGGGAACACAGUUAUGCUUCCGAUUGAUCUUCGUCUCAACUUCGUACGAUACUGUGCUAGAAACGCCAUCAACCGUAUGAAGCGGUAUUCUUUCGAAAGGGUGUACACGGCCGGUAGAGAAGGAGAAAGCGUCCAUCCGCUUGAGGCCUGGGAUUGCUCUAUUGAUAGCAUAGGGCUAGAAACUAGUGCCAGCACACUCACGGCUGAUCUGCUUACCCUUGUUACAGAAAUUGCAUCAAAAGUGUUGAGCGAAUACCGAUGCAGUCUAAGAAUCGGUCACAUGAGUCUCAUUAGCGCCGCUAUGAAGCACGUAGGCAUUAAAUCUGACGCGAAGAAAAAAGUCUUGUUAACGAUACAACGCAAUGUUACACCAUAUGGAGCCAACAUGGCAAAAAUCCUGCAAGAAGUAGGCGAACUUGUCGGAGACACGCCUGCCCGGCAGUUGUUUGCUAUGUUGCCGAAGGAAUCAUCGUUAGAUGAAGAAAUUAGGGAAUGUGCCAAAUCAGCUGUAUCAGACUUGCAAAAUGCCAUGGAUCUGCUUAGCCAUGCAGCGAAGCUCGAUACUAUUGACAUAUUCUUCGACGCCUCGGUUGUAUACAACCCGUCGACUUUUUCCGACGGAAUAGUAUUUGUUCUUUCAUGCGCCUUGCCAUGUAGAAAACGUGCUGGAACUAUGGAUAUAACAGUCUUAUUUGGAGGUCGUUAUGAUAGCCUACUUAAAAAUGAGCUUCACCCGCAGGAUAUACGUCCUGCACACUCACUGUGUCUCGUAGGAAUGUCUGUUUGGCUACAUGCUCUAGCUGAAAUCAAGCGAAAAUACUCUAAUGAAAAGCUUAGUAUUUGUGAAGCUCUCGUAUGUUCGUAUUCGCUACCGCUAUUGGCGGAGAAAUUUGAACUAGCAAAACUGCUUCGUAUAUCGGGUGUCAGUACAGACAUAAUUCAUGAAGCUGUCAAUGGAGUUCCGGACAUCCUGGAUCACUGCCUGCGUAGUAAUAUUGAAAAUCUACUAGUUGUCUUUGCCAAGGACGAAGUCUUGUUGAUGAGCAGCGGCGUGGACCAAGGGAAAAUGACGUUUGCCGCUGUAGUGGAGCGUCUCAAGAAGAAAUCUGAUGAAAUCGCACCUGUAAAGAACGAUACUGUAGCACCUGCUACUUUUGCGAACUGUGCCGUUGUGUACGCCAUAUUGGAGCGUCCAGCGGCAAAUACGAAAAAGAAGAUCGAGAACCAGAUUCGUAUUGCACUGGUUAACAAGUUCGCGCAGUUUUCGUCCAGCGAAAAGAUUGUAAUUUUGGUUACUUCAUUGCCAGUCGAAGUGAUCAAAGCCGUGACGUCAUCCUUGAACAGAAGAAUGACUAUUGAAGAGGUUAAUCUCGCAUUCGACGGACUCUCUAGAAGUAGUGGUAAAUCUAAGGAGGACCUAGAGUGUCUCUACGAACACGUGAAGAAAAUAUUCACCUAUGAUCAGAGACCAGCAAUCAUAAUAUAUCGACAUCAAGACGGGUUUUCGCAAGUUCUCGCGUGAUGCAUAGUAUUGGGUAAUGAUGUUGACGAAUUGUUUUUCAGAUUUGUUUUUUUAUUCUCUAUCUUGGUCUUGUUGAUUGUUUGACCAAAAUGUCUAUAUGAUCCUUUCUCGGUGAUUUAUCCCAUCUUUGGCACUUGCACAACGACCAAAUCCUCAAACACUUCCGUGAUUUUUGUGACGGGAAUACCAUGUUAUUAUGACUUUCGUGUACGGAUCUCCUUAUAUCUGGUAAACGAGCUAGUUUGGCGGUGUAAUAUUGUUGUCUCUAGUUUGGCGGUGUAAUAUUGUUGUCUGUUUUGCAUGAUAAAUUCUGU